Pseudoliparis swirei is the source of this 2221-nucleotide messenger RNA. RefSeq names its product hepatocyte growth factor activator (gene hgfac). Gene Ontology annotation, biological process: zymogen activation; blood coagulation. Lineage: Eukaryota; Metazoa; Chordata; Actinopteri; Perciformes; Liparidae. Bases 147 to 2060 code for a protein of 637 amino acids. Gene Ontology annotation, molecular function: serine-type endopeptidase activity. Gene Ontology annotation, cellular component: extracellular region. The record is from RefSeq and is a predicted model, not a curated record. The transcript is spliced from 14 exons.
UGGGCAUCAGCGGGGAAGGUGCAGACUAGGGAACACCCGCCGCGGGACGGGAUGCCUCGACGAGCCUCGUGACGCAACAGGUUGACUCAAUCCGGCUCCAGGUCGUGAGGGACAGGAUAAUACUUGCAGGGUUUCCCACGUUUCCUAUGACCCACACCGGGCGGAGGACUCGGGAGCUCACCGAUAUAACGGGACCGGCUCACUGGAGAGCAGCUCCCGCGGACACCGGUGACCCCCGGGUGAACACCUCCACGAUGGGAUACUUUAUAAUACUUUUUCUACCUUGUGUGUUCAGCACUCGGGCGCGCAUAUUGGCCCCGUCGGUUGAUAGAGUCAUCUCCAAAGAGCCGUUCAGGGAAACCCGGAGAGUUCUUACAACAUCGGACAAAGAAUGUAAAUUCCCAUUUCGUCAGGGUGGAAGGAUUCAUCAUCACUGCCUCACCAUCCUCUCCUCAAAACCAUGGUGCUCCCUCACAAGUAACUUUGACCGUGACCGUCAGUGGGGCUACUGUGUUCCAGAGAAAACUCAGCCAGGUGUUGUCGUCCACACGUCACGUAGACUCACAGAUCCGUGUCGGGGGAGCCCGUGUCAGAACGGAGGCGUGUGCACGCUGAUCCCACACCGCCGCGGGUUCGAGUGCUCGUGUCCCGAGAGCUUCACCGGGACCGUCUGUGAGCAGAAGAAGUGCUAUGAAACCUUACACCUGCGCUAUUAUGACAUGGGAGAGUCUUGGGGACGGAUCCACCUCCGCAAUGUGGAACAGUGCUCCUGUGAGGCCGGGGAGGCCGAGUGUGAACGCGUUCCCUACACAACGUGCCGUACGAACCUCUGUCAGAACGACGGGGCGUGUCGCCUGAUCACGGUCACCGGCAGAGAGGUGUGCCACUGCAGACGUGGCUUCAGCGGGCCGCACUGUGGCUUCGAGCCGGAGCCGGAGUGCUACCGCGGCAGAGGCGCAGACUACAGAGGGCUGGUGGGCACCACGCUGUCCGGCGCCAGCUGCCUGCCGUGGAACUCGGACCUGCUGUACGACGAGCUCCACGUGGGCACGGUGGUGGCCGCGCCCCUCAGGGGCCUCGGGGAACACGCCUACUGCAGAAACCCAGAUAAGGACAAGAUGCCGUGGUGCUACACACUAAGUGACGGCGUCAUCUCCUGGGAGUACUGCGACGUCCCCCCCUGUGUGACGCCCGUGUCUUCAGCUCGAAGGAUUGUGCCGUUUAAUGUCCUGCCCGGCAUCAAACGACCGAAGCCCUCCACGCAAGGCAAAAAGAGCGUGUGUGGCAGGAAGCACAAGAAGAGGUUAUCGAUCGCCAGGGGGCGGAUCAUGGGCGGAAACUCCGCCCUGCCGGGUACUCACCCCUGGAUGGCCGCCAUCUACAUCGGACAGUCGAGUUUCUGCGCCGGCACCGUGGUCUCCUCCUGCUGGAUCGUGUCUGCAGCUCAUUGCUUCUUCCGCAACCCCCUGAGGUCUCAGCUCCGCGUGGUGCUCGGCCAGCAGCACUUCAACGUCACCGGUCCCAACACCAGGACGUUUGGAGUGGAGAAGUACAUCUUUCCAAAGCAGUUCUCUGUGUUUAAUCCAACACUGCAUGACAUUGUUCUGAUCAAACUGGCCAAGCGGGACGGGCGCUGUGCGAGGAGAACCCCGUUCAUCAGACCCAUCUGCCUCCCGGAGCCAAACGCCACCUUCCCCGAUGACUACUGCUGCAGCAUUAGCGGCUGGGGACACAAGCACGAGAAGGCCGAAGGUUACUCCAGCCUGCAGGAGGCCGGGGUGAGGCUGAUUCCUCAGGACGCCUGUCAGAAGCCAGAUGUUUACGGCAACUAUGUCACGGCCGACAUGAUUUGCGCGGGACUCAACAGCUGUGUGGACGCCUGCCAGGGCGACUCCGGGGGCCCCUUGGCUUGUGCGAGGGAUGAUGUCAGCUUCCUGUACGGGAUCAUCAGCUGGGGAGACGGCUGCGGCCGCACUAACAAGCCCGGUGUUUACACCAGAGUGAUGAACUAUAUGGAUUGGAUCAAUUCAGUGAUCAGACGCAAACCCAAGGCUUCAUGAACGGACAUUACCUGGAUACUAGCUUUAAUAUAUGAGAUAUUGUACUAUGUAUUCAAACUGUUUUUAUUUGUAUCGCUCGUGGAAGUUUAUAAGUUGUCUUUUUUUUAAACUGUGAAACAUGUGACUGAAUAAACCUUUACUGACUUGAGAAAGCUUUAAGA